This is a messenger RNA of Striga asiatica, 445 nucleotides long. NCBI's taxonomy places the organism in Eukaryota, Viridiplantae, Streptophyta, Magnoliopsida, Lamiales, Orobanchaceae. The record is from the annotation of a GenBank genome assembly.
GAUGAUUGCUAUGAAAUUAUUGUCAUUGAAAGAGACGAUUGCUAUGACCGUUUACAAAGAAUGUGAUGUUGGAGUACGAGGAUCUGGGCCUGUAGAAGGCCGUGGACUACGCGGGCGUAAGAGUGUAAUUAAGUGUGCCACUGAGGAUGGGUUGAUGGAGGUUGGUAUAUGGGGAAUAAACGGGGAAGUUAAACUUGUUUUUGUUGUGUUAUUGCCACUGGUGUUGCAAUCAUGUGCUGUAAUAGUUGACGAGAACAAUCGGCUCAUGUGCUGUAAUAGUUGGAACAACUUUUCCUCUAUUGGGAAAAGUCAUUCCGGGGCAUGGACAGCAACCCCAAACAUGAGCCUCUUAACUGCUCGGACACUGAUGAAUGACGUGGCCGAUGGGGAUCAUGGAGGUUGUCCACUCGGUCUAUUAGACCGAGAAUCCAUAUAUCUUGCUCGC